Ictidomys tridecemlineatus (thirteen-lined ground squirrel) is the source of this 5182-nucleotide messenger RNA. Lineage: Eukaryota; Metazoa; Chordata; Mammalia; Rodentia; Sciuridae. The record is from RefSeq and is a predicted model, not a curated record.
CUCACGGCCGGCAAGGAGGGGGCGGGCUCCGCAAUCCGGCCGAGGUACUUUUCCCGGACUCCGCCAUUCCUGCCCUCAGGCUAGGGUCUCCUGUGGGCACUCUGAGCCUGGCUCGCGAGUGCCAGGAAAUGGAACUGAUGACAUUCAGGGAUGUGGCCGUUGAUUUCUCUGAAGAGAAGUGGAAAUGCCUGGAUCCUGCUCAGCAAAAUUUAUAUAGAGAUGUGAUGUUAGAGAACUACAGAAACCUGGUCUUCCUGGCCAUGACUUCUCAUCAUACCCAUGAAUCUCCACCAAAGCAGGAAAUAAAAUAUUUGUUUCAAAAAAUGAUGAAUGGAAGAUACCACGACAGUGAUAAACCCUACAAGUUUAAAGAAUGUACCAAAAUUCUUAAUCAAAGAUCACCUUCUGUUAAACAUGUGAGGAUUUAUGCUGGAAAGAAGCCUUGUGAAUCUAAAGAAAGUGGCAGAGCCAUUAACAGUUGCUCAACUUCUUCUAAACAUCUCAAGCAGCAUAGCAGUGACAAAAUAAAAAGCUCACUUGAUACUCAACACCUGAUAAUAUCUUCUGCAGGCAGAUCCUACAAAUAUGAAGAAUGUGCCAAGGUCUUAAAAAAUUUUUCAAUCCUUACUCAACACCAGAGUACUCAUACUGGAGAGAAGCCCUACAAAUGUGAAGAAUGUGACAAAGGUUUUAAUCAAAGACCAUUGUUUACUGACCACCAGAUAAUUCAUACUGGAGAAAAGCCCUAUAAAUGUAAAGAAUGUGGCAAAAGUUUUAAUCAAAGAUCAUAUCUUAAAGAUCACCAGAAAAUUCAUACUGGAGAGAAGCCCCACAAAUGUACAGAAUGUGACAAAGCUUUUGUUCACAAAUCACUGCUUACUCGACACCAGAGAAUGCAUACUGGAGAGAAGCCCUACAGUUGUGAAGAAUGUGGCAAAGGUUUUGUUCAAAAAUCACUGCUUACUCAACACCAUGGAAUUCAUACUGGAGAGAAGCCCUACAAGUGUGGAGAAUGUGGCAAAGGUUUUUAUUACAAAUCAAACCUUACUCAACACCAAGGAAUUCAUACUGGAAAGAAGCCCUACAAAUGUGGAGAAUGUGGCAAAGGUUUUAAACAAAGAUCAUCCUUGAAAGAUCACCAGGGUAUUCAUACUGGAGAGAAGCACUACAAAUGUGAAGAAUGUGGCAAAAGUUUUUAUUACAGGUCAAACCUUACACAACAUCAAAGAAUUCAUACUAAAAAGAAGCCCUACAAAUGUGAACAAUGUGGCAAAGUUUUUGAGCAAAGAUUAUAUUUUAAAGAGCACCAGAGAAUUCAUACUGGAGAGAAGCCUUACAAAUGUCAAGAAUGUGGAAAAGCUUUUAAACGAACAGAUAAUCUUUCUCUCCACCAGAGAAUUCAUACUGGAGAGAAGCCCUACAAGUGUGAAGAAUGUGGCAGAGCUUUUGUUCAUAAAUCACUGCUUACUCAACACCAGAGACUUCAUACUGGAGAAAAGCCCUAUAAUUGUAAAGAAUGUGGCAAAGCUUUUGUCAAAAAGAACAUCUUAUGCCACCAGAGAAUUCAUACUGGAGAGAAGCCCUACAAAUGUGAACAAUGUGGCAAAGAUUUUAAUACAAAAUCAUUGCUUACUGAACACCAGAGAAUUCAUACUGGAGAGCGGCCCUACAAAUGUGAACAAUGUGGCAAAGCUUUUGUUAAAAAAUCGCCACUUACUCGACACCUGAGGACCCAUACUGGAGAGAAGCCCUAUAGAUGUGAAGAAUGUGGCAAAGAUUUUAAGCAAAUAUCAGCUCUUAAAGGACACCAGAGAAUCCAUACAGGACAGAAGCCCUAUGCAUGUGAAGAAUGUGGCAAAGCUUUUUAUGACAGAUCAAAUCUUGGUCAACACCAGAGAAUUCACACUGGAGAGAAGCCCUACACGUGUGCGCAGUGUGGCAGAGCUUUUGCUCACAAGUCACUGCUUACUCGACACCAGAGAAUUCACACAGGAGAGAGGCCUUAUAGUUGUCAAGAAUGUGGUAAAGCUUUUAGUCAAAAAGAAAAGCUUAUUUACCAUCGAAGACUUCAUACUGGAGAGAAGCCCUACACAUGUGAAAAAUGUGGACAGGCUUUUAUUCAAAAAUCACAGCUUACUCAACACCAGAGAAUUCAUAGUGAAAAGAAUUCCUACACUUGUGAAGAAUGCGGCAAAGGGUUUUAUCACAGAUCAAGCCUUACUCAACACCAAAGAAUUCAUACUGGAAAGAAGCCCUACAAAUGAAACAUUCUCCCAAUGCUUCAAAGGAUGGUUCAACCUUUAUUCUACACAGGAGGAAUCAACAGAGAGAAAUAGAAAUAUUAAAAAAGUGGCAAAGUUUCCAACAGUUGUUCAUUCACACCAUAUUCAGCCCCUGAGAAUUCAUACUUUUGAAAGAGAAUACAAGUGAAAAAAUAUCACAAGGCUUUUAGCCAUUGUUCAAAUAUACUAAAAACUGGAGGAUUCAUAAUGCAUUGAAACCCUAAAAAAUGAGGGAGCUUUCCAGAUGGCAGAAUAGAAGAAGUUCCUUUCCUGGCUGCUCCAUGGCAUGAAACCAAGAAAGGCAUCUUCUCUGCAAGGUGGAUGGAUAUAAAGAGGGUAAAUAACUGGGAAUUCAUACUGUGGUCAAACAAUGGGAACUAUGGGAGUUGGAUGCAAUAAAAUAAGGAAGAAAUCCCCAGUGCCAGCCAAGCAAAGUGGAAAGGUGGUGACAUUAAAAGAACCCAUAUUUUUUGUAGACCUGUGACAUGUCUGGGUACAGAGAGAUCAGAGGCCAGUCACUGGGGACUAACGUGACAGGCAUGCUGAACCACAUCCUAGUGCCAACAAGGAGCCAUCUUUCAGCUGUGCUAUGGGGGAGGGCAGUUGGGGGAACUGAUCUCAGGCAGACCCAACUUGGGCCUAGGAUUCAGGCUGGCAAACCUAGAACACAUGACAAAGAGUGCCUAAGUGACCAGGAGAAAAUCAGAUGUGGAGAGGGGUUUACACAGAGUAAUAUAGGUCAUGGAACACCCACCCUGCGCCCCUCACGCCCCAGCCCAGCUCCCUCCACAUUUGAUUCCAGCAGCUCACAGGACUGCUGGGAGAGACUCACCUGGCUGGGAAUUUGAAAGGGCAGGAGUGGGCAUACUUUGCUUUGGAGACUGAAUCUUAGAGACCAGAAAGCACGGGAUCAGUGGGUGAUGGAGGGGACAAAGGAUUGGCUCCUUAGCCACAUGAGAGGAACUGAGGGGAGGUACCUGGGCUGCAAUCAACCAUUAUGAACUAGCAACUGCUGGGCCUGGAGGUGUGCUGAUUUAAAAUCUUCAGAUCAAUCGCCAUCUGAAAAUGAACAUGGAGUCCACCUCAGCCUGCUCCCCACCUCCAGAAUCUCCACCUUUGGGAUCUCUCUCACAUCCAGCCCAGCCCAUCCAAUACUGCUGAGAAGGGAAGCCAAGAAUUCUUUGAACUCCAAAGGAAAUAAUUCUUUAACUUUUCACUGAAAUCUUAUUUCUGUUUAUUGUGACCUGAGUGGUUCAUGGACACUUAUACAUAUGCAUCAUUGUCACUUUUUCUCAUUUCUGAGAUUUUUGAAGGCAGUUAUUUUUUAUGGCUCAGCAUCUUGAGGGCUAGGAUUAGAAUAUUUCAGAUUUGUUUUCUCUUGUUUUAGGUUUUUUAUUUUUAUUUUACAUGUGUUCUCUUACUUUUCUGUUUCCUUUGAGUCUUUUUUUUUUUUUACUUCUAUGUUCUCUCCUCCCUCACACUCAUCCCAUGCUACAUCUCUUCCAUUCUCUCCCUGUUCAUCAUUCAAACUUGUGAAUAUCUUGGUUCUGUAAUUUUCCUGACAUUCUGUUUAUAUCAGCAGACAUGUAGACUUCUUUGAUGAUAAGAAAAUUUCUGUUUGAUAAGAGACCUUUCCUUUCCCCUGAGAAUAUUUAUGAGAAUUUUUUUCUUAAAAGGGAGCUUUGGGUAAACUAAGGAAUGUACUUUUAUAAUGGACUAAAAGUCUUUAACAGAGUGGAUAUAGAUGCAAUUGUGAGCAAUAAUCAAUCUUUCCAGGGUCUUUGCAGUUGUUAUUCAGUUGAGAUGAGAUCAAACUGAAUUACAAUUGACCUUCAACCCAAAGAUUGGUGUCCUUGUAAGAAAAGAUGAUACAUAGAAAGUCUCAGAGAGAAGCCAGAGAAAGCCAACACAGUACCACUCCAAGGAACCCCACUAACUACUGUCAUCACCAGAAGCUAGGAGGGAGGCAUGGACAGGUUCUCCCUUGGGACAGACAGAAAGAACCAAUGCUGCCUGGUGUGUGGUUCUGUGCUCUGGCCACUGAGCUUCGAGGAAAAUAAACAUGUGGUUUUGAGCCACUUGGUUCUGGUCACCUGUAUGUGGGUUCUAGGAAACCAGUACAACACUGUUUCAAUCAGUGAUGGAAGUUUGUAACACAGGAGGUACUUUUAUGAGUCAACUUGACUAGGUUAAGGAAUGCCCAGAUAGUUGGCAAAGCAUAGUUUGUGUGUGUCUGUGAGGAUGUUUCUGGAAGAGAUUAGCAUUUGAAUCAGUAGAAUAAAUAAAAAUGUUCUCCCUCGUCAAUGUGGCCUGGGAUCAUACAGUCCAUGGAGGGUCAGCCCAGAGAGCAUACAAGGAGAUGGAAGGGCAGAUUUCAUUUCUAUUCUUGGGCUGGGGCUGCAGUUUUCUCUUGUCUUCAGACUUCAAAUAUCCUGGUUCUGUGGCCUUGAGCUCUGGGACUUGUGCCCUGUGGCUACCCACACUGCCCCUGGUUUGGGAUUUAGGACCCAGAUUGAAUUAUACCAAAGCUUUCCUCUUGCUGCAUAUUACACAUGAGAAGGACUCCCAGCUUCCAAAAUUGAGGGAAUUAUUUGCCAUACCAUAUCUACUCUUAUUUAUACUCCUCAUCCGUCUCUCAUACUGUUUCUAUUUAUCUGGAGAAUUCUAAUAUACCUAACACCCUGAUUUUUCAUCCUGUAUAUCCCAUGUUUCUUUUAUUUCUUUCUCCAGAUCUUUAAAUUUUUUUCAUUAAAAUAUCAUUUUUUGGCAUUUUAUUUUCUCUCUGUUUUUCACCUAAAAUUUCUUAUUGUGUAUGUAUAAGUGAUUGCCUGAAAGAUAAUAAAUUGACCCCUUAUCAGAGUCUACCUACAAUAAAUAUUUGUAUAUAAUAUAUGAACUUA